CUAUAUGUAUAUUCAACACACCCACAAGGUCUAGAUAAAACUCUCAGCUUCCUUCUUUACAAACACAAAAGACACAGGGACUGAGAGAGUAGUAGGGGUGACCAUAUUCAGAGAACACAAAAAACACUAACACUAGAUAGAGAGAGAGAGAGAGAUGGCCACCGCAAAGUUGAGUUUUACAAAACUUGUAGUGUUGGCUUUAGCAGCAGCAGUACUGGUAGAGUUCUCGGCUGCUGCAGCAUACAUCGUCGGAGACACCAUGGGUUGGGUCAACCCUUCCAGCGACGCCACCGUUUAUUCCAAAUGGGCUUCCCAACAUACCUUUGCCACCGGUGACAUUUUAGUGUUCAACUAUGCUACUGGACAACAUAAUGUGGCUAGAGUUUCAAAGAAUGCUUAUGAUACAUGCAAUCCCACCUCUCCCAUGUCUAUUGAUACCAAUGGUCCAACAAACAUCAAUCUCAACACCACUGGCGAAUACUACUUCUUCUGCACCGUCGGCACCCACUGUACCCAGGGCCAGAAGCUAGCCAUCAAUGUCACUUCUCCCACCACCGCCCCCUCUGGUGCCCCUUCAUCUCCUCCAACAACUUCUCCUUCUCCCGCAUCUCCGCCACCAUCCCCCACCGCAUCUCCGCCAUCACCCACUGCAUCUCCGCCGCCAUCCACCACUGCACCUCCGCCAUCACCCACUGCAUCUCCGCCGCCAUCCACCACUGCACCUCCACCAUCAUCCACUGCAUCUCCGCCACCACCCUCCGCUCCUUCGCCUGGAUCACCUGGCACGUCAGCCUCUCCGCCCCCACCACCAGCGUCCUCCGCCCCACCAACGGCGGUUGCUGCUUUUGCCGUGGUCUUGAUGUCCAUUGCCAUUGGUGUGAUGUGUUAAUGAUUUUUUUGGUUGACACACGACGAAUUUAUAUGGCACGGCCAUUCUUUUUAGUGUACUAUUAAUUAUCGUAUUGGUUGAAUGAUUUGUGUUAGUAUUCAGAUUGAAUAAAGAUGGUUGUUUGAUUUUCAGAUGAAAAUUUGAUGGAUUUAUAUAAUUUAUGUAUGUUUAGAGUAGUGUAAUUUCAUUAUUUUCUGUAACCCAUAUUGUCUUUCUCAAAUAAAAAGUUACAAUUUAGUUGUA
This is a messenger RNA of Camellia sinensis, 1132 nucleotides long. The record is from RefSeq and is a predicted model, not a curated record. Lineage: Eukaryota; Viridiplantae; Streptophyta; Magnoliopsida; Ericales; Theaceae.